AGCAAAUCGAAUUGUGAGGUUACUGAUGCUGGAUGAAGAAACCAAAUGGAUCAAGCCCGACAUUCACCAGCCACACCCUAAAGUUAGCACGAGGCUGAGAAGCCGCCGAAGAUCGCAGGCACAGACGUUCGGCGCCUUGUCUUGACUUGAAACAGCUGAACACCUCCGUUUCGAGGAGACUCGUCUCAUCUUUGAACCUUCGAACCACCGAGAACAUGAGGCCAGCUCACUAAAGAAAACCUUCUCCUUCCCUUCUUUCGUUAUACUUUCGCUCAACAAGAUUUCUGUUCUGCAUAUACUCCUGAACCCAAAAUGUCUUAUCCGCAACAAUCCCCGGAGCUGCAUUGGGCCAAGCCCAUCUCCGUUGACCUCUUCCUCAAAGUUCUGAAUGUUACUUUCCUCCACCCGUUCGUGGCAUGGAUGAUACCACUUUGUAUGCGUGCGCAGGCAAUGGUAUGGCACCAUCCUGCCAUGCAGAUUUCGAUCGGAUACGCUGCGUUCUUGACUGCGCUGUACUUCUUGAAUAUACUCAACAGGCAGAUUGCAUACUCCAAACCACGCAAGGUCGAUCUUUCGGAGGAGGUCAUUGUGAUUACUGGCGGAGCAAGUGGUCUCGGUCUUUUGAUUGCAGAGGUCUAUGGAAUGAGAGGCGCCACGGUUGCGAUCCUGGAUAUCAAGGAACUUGAGUCUGGAGAAGCGCGAGGCGUCACGGCGUACAAGUGCGAUGUGGCAGACAAAGAGCAGCUUACCCGUGUAGCAAUUGAGAUUGAAAGAGAUCUGGGAGCACCAACCAUCCUAAUCAACAAUGCUGCUAUCGUCAACGGCAAGCCUCUUCUCGACCUCUCGAUAGAUGAGAUUGAUCGGUCAUUCGGAGUCAACCUCCUUUCGCACUUCUACACCCUCAAGACGUUCCUACCUGGCAUGGUUUGUGCUGGAUCAGGGACAAUCGUUGCAAUCUCGAGUAUAAUUGGACAGACUGGAGCCGCGGGCCUGACAGACUACUCUGCUUCCAAAGCUGCGAUAACGGCUAUGCACAAGUCACUGGCCGCUGAGUUGAAAGCAUACCCAGACAUCAAAACAAUACUGGUAACCCCAGGACAGCUCAGCACACCACUCUUCAACGGAGUUGAGACGCCAAACUCGUUCUUUGCGCCAGUACUAGAACCUGUCGAUGUUGCAAAGGAAGUGAUCGCAGCCAUUGAUGGUGGAAGCAGUGCAGCUCUGGCCAUGCCCCUAUACGCGCGGUGGAUUGACUGGUUAAAUGUUAUGCCAGUCGGGGUGCAAGCUAUUGUAAGAAGAAUAGCUGGGGUAGAUACUGCUAUGAAGGGAUUCGCAGGAAGAACCAAUAGUGAGAAGGAGAGUUUGAUCUAGACGAUAUUGGUGCUGGCAUCAUUAUCAAACUGUAAUGUGGAUAUGUAAAAAUAAUAAAAACAAAGAACACAUUGAAAUUUGGGUUCUCAUAGAUUCAGAG
Molecule: messenger RNA, 1471 nt
Organism: Mollisia scopiformis
Lineage: Eukaryota; Fungi; Ascomycota; Leotiomycetes; Helotiales; Mollisiaceae
Product: NAD(P)-binding protein
Exons: 2
Coding region: 313-1371 (352 amino acids)
Molecular function (GO): oxidoreductase activity, acting on the CH-OH group of donors, NAD or NADP as acceptor
Source: RefSeq, a predicted model, not a curated record